Toxotes jaculatrix (banded archerfish) is the source of this 1458-nucleotide messenger RNA. Its product is annotated as lymphocyte antigen 75-like. Bases 1 to 1011 code for a protein of 336 amino acids. The transcript is spliced from 6 exons. Lineage: Eukaryota; Metazoa; Chordata; Actinopteri; Toxotidae. The record is from RefSeq and is a predicted model, not a curated record.
AUGUCACCAGUCUGUAGUCCAGUAUGUUCAGGCAUCAGAAGGUUCGCACUGUGUAUUCUCCUUUUAUCAGGGCUGUGUUCAUGCCUUCAUCAUUACCACUUUAUUGCUGAACCAAAGACAUGGGACGAAGCACAGGAGUACUGCCGGAAAAAGUACACUGACCUGGCCACUGUAGACAACAUGACGGACAUGGAGCAGCUGAUCGCAGCUGCAGGCCCUGGUUACGAGGGAAAAGUGUGGAUAGGCCUGCGUGACUUCCACUUGAGCUGGGGGUGGUCAAUGUAUAAUGGAAGCCUCUAUAGGGGGAAUGACUGGAACUUUAGGAAGUGGAGCCCAGGUGAACCAAAUGACAUAAGACGUGGGGAGCUGUGCGUGGUCAUCCGGCAAGGUGUCUGGUAUGAUUACCAAUGCAAUAUGCCUUUCCCCUUUGUCUGCUAUGACAUGAAAAAUAUACAUGACUUGCCACCCACCGCCGUUGAGAGAUAUUUCUUUAUAAACACGGACAAGUCAUGGUACGAAGCUCAGGUCUACUGCAGAAUGCAACACACAGACCUGGCCAGUGUGAGGAAUGAAACUGAGAAUGAGUCGAUCCAGCAGGUGGUACCGACUAACCAGCCAACUGCGAUCGGUCUGAACAGACACACCUGGAUCUGGUGGUCAGAUGGCGCUUCCUCCCUAUUCACACACUGGGACAAUGGGCACCCACGGCCUGAUACCGGGAACUGUGCUGCUAGUGUUAUUGACGAUACUCACCUUGGAAAGUGGGUGGAAAACGACUGUCAGGAAAACCUCCAUUUCAUGUGCCACAACAAGAAGAAGCAGAUGUUUUACUUUAAACUGACAGCACUGAAGUCCACAGUGGACCUGAAUGACCCUGAUGUGACGGCGGCCAUCUUGAAUCAGUUUGAAGAGAAGAUGAAAAACAAAGGGAUUUCGAGAGAUGUCAAAAUUGCAUGGAACAAAAAGCCUGAGGAAAACGUCUUUCACAAGCAAGAAAAGAGUGGAAAUUAAUCAGUACUGACAUAAGCUAAUUUUUUUUUAUAGUGAUGUAAAACUUAACUUUACACAGAUUGGUAAAUGUCCCUUUUUAGCUGGAUUUAUGCUUUUAAAUAUUUAAACAUCAUAGAAAAUAGAUAUGAAUUGACAGCCAAUAUCCAGGAAAGAAGUGUGUAAGAUAUAAGAUAUAUGGUAUGUCUUGUUGUAUGAUUAUGUUGUUUUUACUGUUAUAUCUUAGCAGCAUAGAUUCCACCAGCCUGUCUCUGUGGUCAGACAGACACGUAUCUGUCCUUUGUGUCAAACCUGCAAACACACCUGUAAUCAUAUGUUGAUUAGUUUGUUUCACGUGCAGUAGGAAUUUUGUUUUACAGUUACUCUUACUCUCAGUGUGUGGAAAAAUGAAAUGAAAAGACUAAAACCAACAACAAAAAGCCUCUAAAUGAAAUGUCAGAGCUCAUUUAA